Molecule: messenger RNA, 1104 nt
Organism: Nerophis lumbriciformis (worm pipefish)
Lineage: Eukaryota; Metazoa; Chordata; Actinopteri; Syngnathiformes; Syngnathidae
Source: RefSeq, a predicted model, not a curated record
AUGACUUUUGCGAUGCUGCGAACGGCAUCUCCCGCAGGCCGCUUCUUGUACGGUGACAUUGCUCUCCUCUCUGAAGACGAUGAUGAGAAUGGCAGUGAAGGCUCAGGCUCAGAGGAACGCUCCACCAAUUCUGCGACCUUCCGCCUGUCAUCCUCGUCCCCUUCUGCCUUUCACAUCAAGAUGAACAGGAAGAGAAAGCUCUGCAUGGGGGGAGCAGGCACAGCAGCGGUCGAGGCCGUUCUAGGGAGACUUGGACCCCCGGGCUCAUCUCCCCCCACUGAAAUUCGUCAGAGGACAGCAGCCAAUGCUCGCGAGCGAGAUCGAACCAAUUCUGUCAACACCGCAUUCACGGCUCUACGCACGCUCAUCCCUACUGAGCCUGCAGACAGGAAACUGUCGAAGAUCGAGACUCUUCGCUUGGCCAGCAGCUACAUCAGUCACCUGGGGAACGUUUUGCUCCUGGGCGAGGGGCUUCAUGACGGACAGCCCUGCCACGCUCCAUCGCCACCGUUCUUCCAUGUCAACUCCUCCCCGAAUCGAGGAUCGGACCAAUCAGGCCAGCCUAAGCACAUCUGUACGUUCUGCCUCAGCAACCAGAGAAAAAUGGUACGGGCCAGGUGGGAGAACUACCAGUCUGUCAAUGCCGGCUACAAGUUGACCCAGAAGGUGCUGGUGCGCUUUUCGAUCGAGAAGCAGAGCGUCGGGCUCAUCAUGACGGUCGUCAACCCCAACACGGUUGCAUGGGCAAGGAGGAACAUAGGGACACACAGGGCCGACAUCCUGGAGAUGUCCCAGAGGACAAGGGAGACCUGGAGACAGAGGGUGGAAGAACAAGGUCUUGGAGUGGCCACCCGGCAGGAAACGGAGCAGAGUCGAGGAGGGCAGAAAGGAGACAGCGAGGAACAAGGACUUGUACAAGUCAAGGAAGCUGACCAGAAAAUGCAAGGCAUAGAAAAAGGCAAUGUGAUUGUUGAAAGACGAGGCUCACAUCCUGACGACAUCAGUUGUCGAACCGCUCUCUUUGCGGCAGUGCAGGAUGAUCAGGCAGGCUCUGGUCUUGAGAUGUUUGUCUUGUCUGUUCCAAGACACACUGUGACAUCAUGA